This is a messenger RNA of Caenorhabditis sp. 36 PRJEB53466, 6931 nucleotides long. Lineage: Eukaryota; Metazoa; Nematoda; Chromadorea; Rhabditida; Rhabditidae. The record is from the annotation of a GenBank genome assembly.
AUGGCCGAUAGUCUUCUCGACAACUACAAUCCACUUUAUGACAUCCAUCUGCGGCAAUACUUUGCGCUGCCCCAUAUGCAAAAACACCUGCAAAAAAUGGGAUUGGUGAGUGUGAACUUUGUGCUUGCUGAGCUAUUUUUGCACACUGAAAAAGAGUUCAAGUGCACUUUCACUUAUUCAUAUGAAUUCAUACUCUAAUCUCUGCUUCUAAUCCAAUCAUCCAAUCCCCUCAAGAGACUGGAGAGAAAGAACAAUCUUCAUCUUUUUUGAUUGGCAAAGAAACGAAAGCUUCAGACAAUCUAUUCAAAGGGCUCGGACAAAAAGACGCAAAAGAUAGAGGGACGCGCAAGUUUUUGUGACACCCCAGGGAAUUUGUCAUCAUAAUUGAACGUUUCGGGGCCACAUUCAUCCUUUCCGGCUCUCGCAUUGUUGUCGGGGGACCGACUUCCUCCGAUAUAUGUUUGUACACGUGUUCAAAUUGAAAGAGUACAGAAACCAACACCGUAAAUUUUGUUUGUUCUACCACACGUUCGCAUAGUGACCACCCCCAAAAUCAAAGCCAAUUGGCAGGUCAUUUGCGCGCGCGCGCGUACAGACGGGACGGGAUUAUGUGUUAUGGUUAUGUACGGGUAAUUGUCCGCGCCAGAUUGCAAAAAUACGAGCGAGGGUGUUAUAAUUCCACUCAUUUCAUGGUUCGAAAGACCUCGAAAUUGUGUAUUAGGUAGGCAGAAGAGAAGGGGGUUAGCCUGGCGAAUUACACCUGAAGGGGGAAUUAAAUUGUGAGGUAUGUUGAGGAAUGUAAUCAGUGGAACAAGGUUAUGUGACCAGUUAGAAAGAAUUGAAUCUUGGGCAUGCAAGAGUUCAGAAAAAAAUGCUAAAACUUGGGAUUUUUGAGCUUCUUCCUAGAAACCACAGAUCAACGAAAGUGCACAUGCCCCAUCUCUUUAUUCUCCUGCUCAAGUCAUUAAAGAAACAUUGUUCCCUUUUUCAGCUGGAGUCGACGCUCAACUUGAAUGGCGACGAAGUGUACGCGCGUCACCACGCAAUGAUGGACAUGAUGCUCAAGAACAGGUUGCCAUUGGCAGCAAAAUAACCACCAGCGAAACAACAUUCAUUUCAGAGAAGCUCAGCUUUUGAAGAUGGCCGAGCUGCGCAAAAAGCUCGACGCCGCCGAAAAAGUGGAGAUUUGUCGUCGUAUCCGGACUGGACAAAGCCCCGAAUCGUACCGGCGCGGAAAGCCGAGUCGUAGUCUGAGCAGAAGUACUUUUACAUUAGAUGACCACAAAUAAAACAACUGUGCGCUAUUUUUAGAUCGGGCUGGUCAGAAGGGAAACAGUGGAGGACGUCAACGUCGCUUCUCCAAUAGCUAUGAGGAUAGGGACUUUGUCCAACAUAUCGAGGAACGCAACGCGGAUCCAGAUGAUUAUGAUACCAGGGAUCCGUACAAGAGACUGUCGGCAAACGCUAAGCGCUUCAAUUAUCUUCACAAGGUACUUACUGUAGCCAUGAAGCACCUACUUGAAAACUAUGUUUUUUUCAGUUAGACGAUAACACUCUUAUCGCCUACAAAGACAACUUGAAAAGGCAAUUGCAACGCCUCGAGCGUUUCCGUGAGAUCUCAUUCGGACCUCACUCGGUUGCUCGUCAACCACCUCCACAACAAUCUUCGUGGUUCUUCCGGCGAAGGUGAGAGAGAGAGAGAAAGAGAGAGAGACAGCUGAGAGUGUAGAAAUAUCAAGAAGUUUGGCUUUUGACUAACCCAUUUGCUUCUAAUCGAAAUGUCACUGCCUAUCAACCUCAUUGUAAAUACAUAUGUCUUAUCAAACCUUCACGCUUUCUUUCACAUAUCAUAGGUUUCAGGUAGUUUUCUUUAGAAAUCUUUCAGCACCUUCAGACAAAGAAUUGUACUUUUCUCUGUUAGCAAGACUAGAUUUCUUUAGUAAUUUCUAUCUCUUUUUCUUAUUUUAUUAUUAUUUCUCUAUCACGUUUGACUUUCCAAAAUCCAAACGACGAUGGUUGUCCGUGUCCACCACAUGGUUGAAUAAUAUUCAGAUCGCUACCUAGUCUGACUGCUUCAGCUCCCGGAAAUACCCUGAAAGAGCCGUUGAGGUACUAAUACAGUCCAGUGUCCAGUGAAAUGAGAAUCCCCGCUUUUUGACGCCUCCGCUCAUCCGGGUGCUUCUUCGAAAAGCCUUUGUGAAAGAGUCCCGUCUUACUUCUCAGUGUCGAACCUGUGUCCAAAAAUCCUUCUAUCCUUUACUUGUGAUUGUGUGCUCCUUUCACUUUCUAUUCUUUGGUUUAUACAGCAAUACACGCAAUACUGGGCAGAAUGUUUUCAGUUUCAGAAAAAGUACGGAAAUGGAAAAGUUACCAUUUGUGUUCAGUAUUGUUGGUGUAUUUCCUUUUUUUUACACUUUUUAAUGGCUUUUUAUGGAAUUACAAUCAAUUCCAACCUUUCUCGCAAAUUUUUGCCGCUUCACAUAUUCAUUCCCUUUAGGCCACCCUAUCCUCAAGCACGGCACUUUCUGUUCACAUUGCUCCCAUUUCGCUUUUUUCAAACUUCCUACUCAACAUCACAAUAUCCCAGUGAACACUUGCAAAUGCGAGUCCACUCGGCUCAAAUAUUUUUUGAACAACGGAAAAGAUAAACUUGCAUUUUUUUUUGUGCCAUUCGCGCUCAUGCCUUAUGUGUCACGGCUGAAUGUGAAAUUAUGAUAACAAUAAUAAUUGUUAUUAUUAUUAUGCAAAUGCGCAUGUUUGAGCCGAGAAAAUGGUCCGCCUACUCCAUCACCGUUUUCACCAUCAGUGUAGCAUUGUUCGAGCAAGACUAACUAGUAAAAAUGUAGAAGAGAAAGAGGAGAACAACUUUCAGAAGUGUGCUCAACAUGCGGGGACGCAAAACAACCACCGGUAACAAAUUGAAUGCGAGUCAUGAUAAUCGAACCAGCUGUCCGCCAACUACGCGAAAACGGAAAGGUGCGUAAGCGGUUUUGAAAUGGACCAGAGAUAAUCAUUGGGAUAAAACCGUAGAGCUGCAAUAUUCGAUACAAAAAAGCGAAUGAUUUAUGUAAUGCAAUUUCAUGAGUUUUUUUUCAGAUUCGAACACUCGUCUCCCACCUAUCAACCCACAAAAGGCGCGGGUACCAACCAAGCCACCGGCACCGGUGUCUCUCCAACAAACAACCACCAAACUUCCACCAGCAGUCAAGAAGUGAGUCAUAAGCCAGUUAGACCAGAGUUUAUAUCCAUUGUUUUAUUUUCAGACCGGCUCCGUCUCGGGGACGUCCUUCGAAUAAGAGACAAACAACCACAACCACAACGACUGCAAUCACUGCUGUGUCCAAAUCCCCGCCUACGGCUAUUAGCGUGAAUACAUUCCCGACACUCCCGUCUGUGACUGGUAAGACAGCAUGAUACAACAAAUUGACUUAAUGUUUAAAUUUUCAGGACAUGGAAUCUUCACGGGAGCUGCGGCGGCUGCUACUGUUGCAGCAAUUGGAACCGCUGCCAUCACUGUGGAGAAUUUGAUUUCGGACGAGCCCAAAAAGACACCGACGCCUUCUCCGCCAGUUUCUCCAGUUUUGGAAACUCAGAAGACCUUUGAUCGUUCUUCUCCAACUGACGGACUGCCCACGGAGGAGCCACCAGCUGAUAUUCUUGAGCAUUUGGCUCAUGAGUCGGAGCAAGUUCCAGAACAUGAUGAGCAAGAGUUUGAUGACCAUAUUGAACGUCAAAUUGUCUUGGAUAAUGCUCCAAUUAAUCAUUCUCAUGGAGAUUAUGAGGACAGCGAUUCGGAGCCGGAGUAUGCGGAGGAAGAUCGUGAAACUCCAGAGGAACACUUUGUCCGUCAUGAAAUUGGAAUUGUCAAUGCUACUCCAAGCCCAACCGAACCACUGGAAGUUCAAACUCAGGCACACGACGCCCAUGUGAGCCCACCAAUUUCGGACAAAUCUGGAAGCCCACCCGAACUCAGAUAUGACCAGCAUAUUGCUUCGGAACCUGAAAGCCCAUAUGCUCGUUCGGAGACAGAGGAUCAUCAAUCACCUGCACCACCAAGCCCAGUUCUGUCCGAGAAAGACGUCGCUAAGUCUCCAGCUCUUCCAAGUCCUGCUCCACAAAGCCCGGUAGCCGCUCAAUCUCCAUCCGUUCAGUCAGAACAUGAACCUAUUGCCGUCAGCGGUCCGCAAAGUCCAGUCCUCUCUGUUCACAGUUCCCAUGCAUCGGAACACAUUGAACAUUCUUCCGACGUUCCACAGAGCCCUGCUCUUUCUGUGCGUAGCUCUCGUGCAUCGGAGCAUCACGAGCAUCACGAGCCAACCAUGCAAAGCCCAGCUGCCUCCGAGAAGAGCGUUGCUUCAUCCUUUAUUGAGUCCACCCACGAAGCUGCUGUUCCACAAAGUCCAGCUCUUUCCGUGCGUAGCUCUCAUGUUUCGGAUCACUUCGAACGCCCAGCUGAUGUCCCACAGAGCCCUGCGUCUUCUGUUCGUAGCUCUCAUGUUUCGGAUCACUUCGAACGCCUAGCUGAUGUCCCACAGAGCCCUGCGUCUUCUAUUCGUAGCUCUCAUGCAUCGGAGCAUUUGGAGCAUCAUGACCAAGUGUUGACCAGUCCAGUUCCCUCCGAGAAAGAUGUGGCCGCUUCUUUCACCCAUGAUUCCGAAAUUGUUGGACACGAAGUUGCUGCUCCACAAAGCCCAGUGAAUUCCGAGAAAGAUACAUUUGUUUCUCGUUCUUCUCCAAUUCAAGAAUCAGAGCUCCCACCGGUUUCUCAUAGUCCAGCAGCUUCAAUCCACAGCUCUAAUGUUUCGGAGCACUUUGAGCAUCAUACGGAGGUCCCUCAGAGUCCUGCGCUUUCGGUUCAUAGCAGUCGUUCCUCGGAGCAUCAUCACACCUCCCAGAUUUUGGAGCACCAUGCGGGAGAAGCUGAGCAAAACCCUAUUCUUUCCGUACACGGAACUCAAGUCGUCGAGCACUUCGAGCAACAUGAUGCUACUCCACAAAGUCCAGUCCUUUCUGUUCACGGCAGCCAUGGAUUGUCUGAGCAUCGAGAGGAGGACGAAAUUGAUCAUGCUUCACACAGCCCGGUGCUGUCAGUCCACAGUUAUCACGCGUCGGAGCAUGUCGAACCACUUGUGAGUGCAGCUCCAGCUCCUCACAGCCCUGUGCUUUCUGUGCACAGUUCUCAUGCAUCGGAGAAUUUCGAACAGCAAUCCGAUGUACCGCAAAGCCCAGCUCCAUCGAUGCACAGCUCUCAUGUCUCGGAGCAUUUUGAGAAAGAGCAUCUUGAGUCAACAUUCGCCAGCCCAGGAUUUGAGGAUAAUUCUGUUGCCCCACAAAGUCCAGGAAACAUUUCCCAUGUUUCUGAGCAUUUCGAUCAUCAUCCCACAGCUCCGGAGAGCCCAGUUCUGUCCGAAAAAGAUCCUAUUGCUCCCCGUUCUCCAUCGAUUCACACCAGUGAUGCUGAAGAAAUCGGACAAGACGAAGAAGAAACCUUCGAAGUUCAGCAUCAUAUUCCGCUUUCCCAUAGCCCAGCUCACUCGGAGAAGCAGGCGAGCCCUGCCCCGGCGGCUCACAGUCCAACUGCUAUGGAUCUCUACAAUCCAUCCCAUGGAAAUAUGGAAAGCCCUCUCCAAUCGGAAGCGGAACACGCGGUUCCCAAGAGCCCAGUCGUUGCCCCUACAAGCCCAUCUCUUUCCGUAAAAGAAGAUGUCGAGAUCGAGGAACCGGUUUUGUUGGAAAACGGAAUAGGAAGUGUACAUGGAAUCGCCAUCGCCGAUCGUAUCGACAUGGAAGCCUAUCACAACUCUCCAACCAAAGAAUCGACAAGUCCUGUUGCCACGAAUCCCAACCCAGCGAUUGUGCCGAUUACUGCUGAACAAAUUGCCGAACAACUCACCAGUCCGACGGAUGGAAGUUUCGAGGAUAUCAUCAAUAAAUCUGCUGAUGAGGAAGCUUCCCAUUUGAUUCAAGAGGCGCUCACCGAGGCUCCAGCUAUCAUUGGCAUGGUGAACACUUACGAGGAGCGCUUCUCUCCGCAAACAUCACCGGGAAAAGGCCACGCCAUGAUGACUUCAAUCUAUCAACCUUCCUCUGAUCAUGACGGAUCUCGGAGCUCGUCGGUUGAGCCGAAAACUGAGAGUCACACUCAGGAGUGGGAUGAUGGAAGCCAGCACAUCAAGGAGACGUCUACCCAUGCCGAAUUCAACGAUGGAAACGUUCAUCACACUUUUUCGGAGACCGUUACUGUUAUCACCGACAACGGCAAUGAAAAUGGAAGUUACAGCCCGAUUCAUCAGCAAGAAUCUCCGAAAUCUGAGAAGUUGUCACCAAAUGGAGCCGCCGAUAACAUUUCCACGGAUUCCCUGAUCAUUCAUGACGACCAUGUUCCAUCUGACUACCAGAUGACUCAAUCCAUCUAUGAGCCAAACGAAGAAGUCCACGAGAAGGAAUGGGACGAGGACAACAAACACGUCCACGAGGUCAUCAGCAAUAUGGAGCACACCGAUGAAACCGGAACGCACUACACCGAAACGGUUAGUGGAAUUGAUAGCCGUAUCUAACUGUUCUUAAUCGAAUUAUACUUUCCAGGUCACUACCACCACGACAGUUAUCAAAUCAGGAGACGAUUUGAAAAACAACAAUGAUGAUGAGGACCAGGAAGAAGAAGAAGAUCAUCAUGAUAUCAAAUCUGUGAUUGAGGAGGAAGAAGAGUGAGGGAUUUUAAAAAUCUUAAAACAUUUGGAAUGAGAUUUUGGGAAUUUUUUCAGAAAACCCGUUUAGAAUCGUUAGAAUAUACGAAAAUUUCAGGCAUGGUUCGAAUGGAAACUUGGUUCGUGAGACCAUCACCACUACCACUCAUACAGUGACCACUGGCCUUCCGGAAGGUGGAAUCCUUGUGGAUGACGGAGACGAGACUAAUGUUUCUUCCCUUUAA